UUGACAUUUGACAAGCAUUGAUUACAAUUUACAAUUUACAUCACAGAAUUUUACAUCAUUACAUUAAAAAAGAAGACUAAUCUGGAAUUUGGAUCGAAAACAUUUAUCAACAAUUAUUUUGAAGUUAAAAAAGUGUUUAUGUGUUAAUAACGCGACUAAUCAAUUGUGUUUUUCGCGUUUCUUUGUGUUCAAAUUAUGUGAUCACUUUCUCUUCAGCUACUCGGUUGCGACAUCAACAGACAACAAUGCUGGACAAUAUGCUUUACUCUUUAUCAGCCAACAGCUCCAAUGGGACUGAUGACGAGGGUUGCAUGCUUCUGAACACGUCUCAGAGUGUAAUAAUCACAGGGGCAUACAACGGUAUACCUCAGACCUUGAUCCUAAAUAUCAUAUCGUGGACAUGUCUAAUAUUACUGUUCACGGUGCUGCGGCGUACUGCCUGGAACUAUGGGCGCAUGGCGCUCGUUCAGCGAUCAAAGAGCAGGUGGACGAAUUUGUUUUUCGGCGGCGGGGACAACGACGCUUUGGUGGAAAGGCGAAGGAGCGCCGAUGAGUCUUUGAACAUCGAUGAAGGGUUCUUCACUUGGAUUCCUGCAGUGUUCCGACUCACACGCGAGCAGGUCCUCGCGAAAUGCGGACCAGAUGCCGUCCACUACCUUUCCUUUCAGAGACACGCGAUAACACUCAUGUUCAUCGUCACAUUAGUCUCUAUAGGUAUAAUCCUUCCAAUCAAUUUCCAAGGAUCUAAUCAAAUAGAUGCAAACACAUUCAGUCGCACCACAUUAACCAACCUAAAUGGACGAUCAUCUUGGCUAUGGGUACACACAAUAAUGAGUAUUCUCUUCCUCCCUGUAUCAGUUUUAAUCAUGAGAAGAUGCACCGGCAGGAAGCCAGUACCGACGUCAAUGACUGGCACUAUUAUGAUCACUAACAUAUCCAGAGCUGAUAGAAACGAGGCCACAAUAAGAGCGUACUUCACACACAACUUUCCGCACAUACAAAUCGUAGAUCUACGUCUCGCUUACAACAUCAACAAGCUAAACGAGGUUCAGGAGCAAAAGGAAAUGGUGAGUGAAGCUCUAAUAUACACAGAAACAUAUUUCAGGAAGACGGGUAAAAAGAUAAUGGUUAGACCAACUUUAUGUGGACCUGAAGUAGAUGGCCUGGAGUAUUACACUAAUGAAGAAAAACGACUAAAAGAUGAAGCUAAGAGAUGUAAAGCUAUGGUUCUCAAUGACCCACUGGGUAUUGCUUUCUUAACGUUACCCUCUUACCAACUAGCUGAGCAUGUAAUCAACCACUUCAGCUUGCACCGUGGCUGGGUGUUAACGCAUGCCACCAACCCCUCAGAUAUAAUUUGGGAAAAUUUGUCCGUUCAGCCUGGUAUUUGGUAUGUGAAAGCUAUCAUAAUUAAUGUUUGUCUUUUCAUAGUCCUCUUUUUCUUGACAACACCAGCUUUUAUCGUUAACCUGUUCAACACCACAGUAGCAAAGCCCGAAAGCUUGAACAGAAUUAGCACUCUGAUAUUUGAGUUCCUGCCUACCUUACUGCUUUGGACCAUGGCAGCUGUGAUGCCGGCGAUCGUGGCGUUCUCCGAUAAGUUCCUCUCCCACUGGACUAAAUCUCAACAGAACUACUCCAUUAUGACCAAAACUACCUCAUACCUGUUGCUUAUGACUUUGAUUUUACCAUCAUUAGGGCUCGCUAGUGCAGAGGCUUUCUUGCGGUGGACAUGGCACCACGAAAACGAUACGAUGAGAUGGGACUGUGUCUUUCUACCUGACAAGGGUGCAUUCUUUGUGAACUAUGUGAUAACUUCAGGGUUUAUCGGUACCUCACUGGAGCUGAUACGUUUUCCGGAGUUAUUCCUUUAUGUCUGGUAUCUCUUACAGUCUAAAUCGAAAGCGGAAAAGAGUUACGUAAAGAAGGCGAUUUUGUAUGAAUUUCCAUUUGGAGUUCACUACGCUUGGAGUCUUGCUGUUUUUUCCAUAACCAUGGUCUACAGUCUGGCUUGUCCUCUUAUUGCGCCGUUUGGGCUGAUAUACUUUUGCUUGAAGCAUGUGGGGGAUAAGCAUAAUUUGUACUUUGCGUACGGGCCGUGUGAUAUGAGCGGGGUUGGCGGCGGGCGAAUUCACGCCACUGCCGUCAGAUUAAUUCGUGUGUCUGUGUUACUACUACUGAUCAAUAUGGCAGCAUGGGCCGGAUUGCGAGCCGGGUUCGAAGCUCGAACGAUCAUUUUAAUAAUGGCGUCGAUAGUUGCGUUCGGAACUUUCCUGUUACUGAGUCCGUUCCCGAGCUGCACCCCCCCGGCGCCCUUGCAAACGGAGAGUAGUAUAAGGUUCCCGGAGUACGUGGCCCCGGUAUUGGCCAAACCCUUGGACACGCCACCCAUUUCCUCACCUUCGACGCCCGACUAUGGCGCUUCGUCACCAGUCGUUAACCUCUCAUACAGCCCAGACCCGAUCAAUAUAUAAUGUAUUUGCAUUCUAAUAAGUAUAAUUUUCGAUGAAAUCAUAUCACGAUUCACGAGAUAAAGAAAGUAUCUUUGAGAUAUCGGCGUGUUUUGCGAUAUUGACUAAUGCAAAGAGCGUAUUUAUAGCAAUGUAAAUAAAUAAUGCAAUAUUUUUUUAUAUUUUAAUAAUAAUAGUCCUAGUCUUGAGGAUACUCUUAAAGUUAUCGUUGUUUUCGACUCCUCGUGUUGUUUGCUUUUUAACUGCACCAUCACGUCAUUUAUGUAUGUUGCACACUGGAAAAUCAAUUUUAAC
This is a messenger RNA of Maniola jurtina (meadow brown), 2765 nucleotides long. RefSeq names its product CSC1-like protein 2 (gene Tmem63). Gene Ontology annotation, molecular function: calcium-activated cation channel activity. The coding region runs from base 246 to 2474 and encodes 742 amino acids. Gene Ontology annotation, cellular component: plasma membrane. NCBI's taxonomy places the organism in Eukaryota, Metazoa, Arthropoda, Insecta, Lepidoptera, Nymphalidae. The record is from RefSeq and is a predicted model, not a curated record. The transcript has a single exon.